This is a messenger RNA of Solea solea (common sole), 928 nucleotides long. RefSeq names its product arginine vasopressin induced 1 (gene avpi1). NCBI's taxonomy places the organism in Eukaryota, Metazoa, Chordata, Actinopteri, Pleuronectiformes, Soleidae. The transcript has 3 exons. The coding region runs from base 167 to 928 and encodes 253 amino acids. The record is from RefSeq and is a predicted model, not a curated record.
GUAACCCUACGUGCUUCCUGUCUUUCCUUUGUCCUCAUGUUGGCUGAUAGGCUUUUAAUUCAGACUCCUUUUUUACUUGCAGAUUAGAUCUUAGUUGUGAGGUAAGCACCUCGACCCUGACAUCAUUAAUGGAUUACUCUUUGAUUAUUCACAGGCCCCCGGCCGAAUGUGGGUCAGCUUGGAAUUAGUGGGUGUGGGUAAAGGUUGUAGUCUGCCUGCUACUGUACUAAUAAGGUUGUCUGUCUGCGUGUGGCGCGGCUGGUGUUGGUUUCUCUCAAACAACAGAGGUUCAGCUUUUCUUCGCGUCACCCUUCUUCCCUUUUUAUCGUCUCCCUGCUCCAUCUCACCACGUGGAAGCUCUUCACAGUGCAACAUGGCAGAAGCCCAAGCAUUCAUCGAGGAAGCUCUGCCUGUGCAGUGGAAACUUUUCAAUCGACGCGGCAGGAAGUCCGGAUGCUCUAAUAUCUUUACGGGGGUCAACUUUCACCAACUGCAGAGGCUGUACAGAGCAGCAGGAGACAGAGAUGCCAAACAUCGAGCAAAGCGGGUGUGGCGAGAGGGAGCAGAGGAGAGGACGGACAAGGAGGGCGAGGAGAGAGAGGAUGAGGCGAGGCUUGCUCAGGCCUUGGUGGGACUCAGAGUCCGAGCAAGGAACAAAGCAGGUAUCAGAGUGGAAGGACACAGAGAUCACAAGUGGCUGGGAGCAUCAGGGUGUGUCAAGACCGAGGAGCCAUUAUCAGACUAUACUGUUGAGGAUGAGGAGACUGCCCCAGUGCCAAGUCAGGGAGAAUUCCUGUUGCCUGCUUCUGCUGAGGAAAACAUCCCUGAAAACCAGACACCAUUAAAACCAUCCUCAUGGAGGGCGGGUGUGGCCAGGCAGGACAGUACCAGUCACUCUGAACACUACCUUCACCGCAUUCUGCACUGA